ACCCAUCAUGGAGAAUGAACACGAGCAGUAGCCACAGCAGUGAACAGUGAAGUCAUGUUUUGAGGAAGAAUGAAAUGGUCAUGUCUGAAUAAUUAUUCCAUUAUUGUAUUCAAUAUCGUGUAAUUUUACCCCCAGCUUUAUCAAUUCAUCUGCCUUAAUGAAUUGAGAAUUCCAAUUUCAGUACAAUGGCAAGAGAAUAUGAUCACCUAUUCAAAUUGCUGAUAAUCGGAGAUAGUGGUGUUGGGAAAAGUUCUUUGCUCCUACGAUUUGCAGAUAACACAUUCUCAGGAAAUUAUAUCACAACGAUUGGAGUCGAUUUUAAAAUCCGUACGGUGGAAAUAGAUGGUGAUAAAGUAAAAUUACAAAUAUGGGAUACCGCUGGACAAGAAAGAUUUAGAACAAUCACAUCAACGUAUUAUAGAGGGACUCAUGGAGUCAUAGUAGUUUAUGAUGUAACCAGCGGUGAAUCAUUCGCCAAUGUUAAGCGGUGGUUGCAUGAAAUCGAUCAGAACUGUGAAGUUGUCAGCCGGAUUCUUGUUGGUAAUAAAAACGACGCCCCCGACCAGAAAGUAGUUUUGACAGAAGAUGCCCAAAGAUUCGCUGACCAAAUGGGAAUACAACUAUUUGAGACUAGUGCCAAAGAUAACAUUAAUGUUGAAGAAAUGUUUAUGGCAAUAACUAGGCUGGUACUGCGCACUAAGAAGGAACUAAAGGAGCGUCCUACUGAUACAGUCAUCAUAAGACCUAGACAAAAACCGAAAAAAAGCAAAUGUUGUUAGCAGUUUUAUUAGAUAGAAGUUAUGACUUCGGUUGCAUUUAUGGAAAUACUCAUGUACAUUUUAAUUGUGUACCACAAUGAAAGCAUUUUCAUGCAUGGCAUGUGAAGUAUAUAGCGUGUUUUGCAAGUGUAAAUAUCUAUAAUUAUGAAUUGAAGCUGAUAGUAGAGGAGAAGAUGAACACUUCAUAAUAACUAGACAAUGGUCGAAGAUAUUCAUGUGAUCAUCAUUUUGUUCUGCUAUCUGAGCUCAAUUCUUCAAUGUUAUCAGUUGCUUAAUCUGAGUUAAUAUUUCAAGUGCAUUCGGGUUAAUUCAGCCUAAUAAGGAAAAGGAUUCAGCCUAAUUUCGAUGUAUUCAAGAAUGUAGUCGAAUUGCUUGUGCAGUAGGUCUAAAUUACAUUGGAUAGAGAAAAUCUGCUACUUCAUUCAAUAGCAGAACGACCUUUUUUGGGUGGUUGAGAUUUUCAGCUUCAUUUUGUAGAAACAUUUGAAUUUACGCUUAUUGUAAAUUGUAAUACAAAUUUAGAUGCUUGUUUGUGAACCUUGCAUUCUCUCCUGUAUGAAUUUAAUGCCGUUUCUAUAAUUUCAAUAUUGCUAUACAAACGAGUAUAAAAAAAACAUGAUAGGAAAAUUUAUCUAUUUUAGAAGUUAUGAACUUUUAUUAAUAGUAUCCAACCAAGGAACUAAAGUAAUGUUUAAAGAAUGUAAUGAAUAUAUCAUAGAAAUAAGAGUGCACGAUUCUGAAUUUGUUAACAUUUUUGCCCUUUGGAAGAUAUUGCUGUAAAAUUCAAAAGACGGGAUGGGGAAUUGAUCUCACAAUUUUAAAUUGAGAACUUAUACUGAACCUUUUCCCAUACAAGAUUCAACUUCAUAGAAACUCCAACUACCAGAUAAUACACACCGCCUGUGAUUCAUUCAUCAUUCUUAUUAUUGGUUUUUUAAAUUUAUUUUAUUAAUUUGUUUUAUCUAUUUUGAAAUUGAGUUCAUUGAAUCGUGUACUGUUAUUGGGCCACUCAUUAUUAUUCUUUUAUUAUAUUACUGUAAUUUUCGUUGCAAUUUACACCUGAAUGGUAAUUUUAUCAAUAAUUAUUGAUAAACCUUGUAUACAUAAUAAAAGUGUGCAUUAAAUCAUAAUAUCAUAGAGAAAAGAUACCGUUAAUUGCAUUAUUCGUCUCUGAUAAUACUUUCAAUUAUUAUUUUACUAGCCUAUAUAUUGUAGAAUAUUUAAUGUCUCAUUAUAUGUUAUGAUUAAUAGUUGUGUACGGUAUGAGUUGAUGAAAUAAUACAUUGGUUUUAUUAAUCGGAAUGCACUUAAUAUACAUCAAUUUGAUAAGAUUACAUUCCGAAGCUGAAAACAUCGGAAUAGUUUAUUAAGGAAGUGUUAGUUAAUUAAUGGUAGCUGUGUUGAGAUAAUGUUGUGAAUGUUUAUGACUUAAUGUCGCUUAUUUCUAAAAAAAUCUUCAUUCCGCGGAUAAUUUUGUAAAGUGAAAUUCUCCAGAUGUCUCCACAAAACAUAGCUGAACAUAGCUUAAUAUUUAAAUCUCUCUAAAACUGUGAAGAGGAUCAGGGCUGUAAUAAAGUAAACACCAUUUUAGAAUAGUUGAGCUUUGCAUAUUGAAUUUAUUUCAGUUAUCUAAUUCGUGAUUAUUAUUGACAGGAUUGAAUGUCAGAACAAGUAUUGUGCCUCUUUUACACAUCCAUGGAGGAUGCAUUUUUUACUGGAAUUUUACAUUUUUACAAAGCUUUUACGCUUUUAUUUCAAUAUUAAUGUAUAUAAAGAUAACAUUUAUUGAAAUCCCCAAUCCUUUCCUGACGAACGUUUUCAUUGAUUAGGCAUAAUAUAAUAAUAUGGAAGGAAUUAUUAAGAUAGUGUUCUCAUUGAGUCUAUUUCUCAAUCUGGCUUUUGUCAAUUAUUGAAUUAUUUCUGUAUUAUCUACUCUACACGCUAAAUUUCAGUUCGUUGUCAAUUAGUUGAAUAACUAUAAAGCUUGUCACUGGAGCUUCUGACUUUUAAAUGUAGCAAAAUUUAAAUUAAAUGUCAUAUGAUCACCACAAUCUAUCAACCAAACGUAUUCUAAACUCAAAUGUCCUAUUCAAACUUAAUUUGGAAGCAUUACUUAUUUGGAAAACUACGAAUUCUCUUUUCAACUUGAUUUUAUCUAUUGCUUCAAUUUUGAUUGGAAAUUGUCCAUCUGGAAGUUCAAACAAAUUUGAAUAAUAGGCGAGAUCGCUUUGCAUAGAUUAGCGUUGUCUGUGUAGUUCUUGAAAAAAAAUCUCGUUGAAUUGAAAAUGGUAGGUAAUCUAUUAUAGGUCAUUGUAGUCCCUUUGUCAACUUGGAACUUUCCGACUUGAUAAUUAAUACCUUGUUUCUCCAAUCUUUCAAAGAUUUUCUACCUAAUAUUAGUGCAGUUUACGUUGAAUUGAAAAUGGGAGGUAAUCUACUAUAGGUCAUUGUAGUCCCUUUGCCAACUUGGAACUUUCCGACUUGAUAAUUAAUACCUUGUUUCUCCUAUCUUUCCGACUUAAUAAUUAAUACCUUGUUUCUCCCGUCUUUCAAAGAUUUCCCACUUAAUAUUAGUGCAGUUUGUUUUAUUCAGUGCAGGUAGGCUGCAUAAUAAAUUAUGAGCUUAACUUUGAGACAAUAGACACCAGUAGGCCUACUCCUUGAAUGUUGAAACACAUGAACAUUGAGGAAACUCCAAGAGCUGAACAUUGAGUAAAAUUCAUUCAUUGUAAAUCUCUCUUGAUUAUCCUGGAAUUAUGAUUAUUAAUAAAUUAUAUUAACUAAACAAUACAUUUGUGUUCUUGAAUCAGAUCAGUUACCGUAGCCUUGUCUACUUCAAUGUUUCUUGGAUGGAAAAUGUAUGAUUUUUGAGAAAAAUAUUAUAGUUAGAUUGAAUACCAUUCUUAGCCAUGAUACAUGAGAAGUAUGGUAGCUAACAACUUAUGAGUUACCUGAAUUUUUCCUCUAAUAUGUUUUAGCAUACUCGAGAUGCAUUAGAAAUGUUCUAAAUUUCAAUUAGCCUAAAAAUCUGUUAAAUAUCAAUUUUAAUUAUUCUCCAGCUGGAGUCGAUUAUCAUUAUUUUUAAUGAGACAUUCCAUGAUACAUAUUUAAUGUGAUUAGUUGACUCUGCCAAUUUUAAUAACCUUCCGUUCAAUCAGAAUUAACUGUAGAAAUUUCUACAACUAAUCUAAAGAGGUACUGGAUCAUUGCAUCACUUCGAUUCCGUAGCGUAUAAGUAUUGAUUGAAACAACAUCAACUCAGAAAUAUGGAAUUUUUGAAACUUCAAAUGUAACGUCAGUGUCAUUUUGAUUUGUUGUGAUACCCAUGAUUAAAAUUGAUUUUUUGCCACACUUGUUCCAGUAUAUCAAACAUAACAUCUAACUAUUCAUCAAGUCAUUGAAAUUUUCUAGUUAAUGUCAAACAUAAUUUAUUCUUUAUGAAACCCCACAGUGAGAAAUCCAACGGUGUUGAAUCUGAAAAAGAUUUUCAUGUAGGAAAUUCCAAACUUUACAGUGAAGGAGUUAAUGCACCGUCGUGUUUAAAAUAAAAGGAUACUUGUUCACCUGGAAUAUACUUGUGCUUGAUUUGCUGUACUAGGAGUCUUUCCACACAUUUUGUACUUUCCAUUUAAACAAAACUUUCUACCGUGGCGCUUGUAGAGUGUCAAUCUCCAGUUUAUUUUGUGUUUUAAAACAAAAAGUCACCUCUCAAUUAUGUUUGUAAUUUGAUUAAUGUUUUAGGUGCUUUUGAAGUUGUAAAGUCCUUGUGUAAUCACUUUCUGUAAUAUAUAUUGUAAAUGUUAGUAUUUCAAGUUGACCAUUCAUCAGACUCGUUAUACUUAUCCAAUGUUACUAUUAUUAGGCCAACAUGCAAAUACUAUUAAGGAAUUUAUAUUGUUUUGCUUACCUUGUGAAUUUCUUGUUUCGUUUUUGUAUAACAAUAAGCAUUGGUAGCUCUUGAUUUCGACAUCCAGCUGUUCAAAAUAUUUCCUGCUUUCUCCGCUAAUACAAGUUCGGUUCUUAAGCUUUUAUUCAUAACGAUUUUAUGUUAUCAGGUAAUUUCAAUACUUUAUAAGGAACCAUGUUUAAAACUUCAAUCGUCCUCAUUUAUCAGGAAGUUGGGUGUCUGGAUAAGUUAGCUUACCAGGGUAUGAUUCUGCUAUAAAUAUAAUAAAAAAAUAAUUUGGCAAUCUUCAAUACUCAAAAUUGUAACGUUCACUGCUCACAUUCUUAAAUAGCAAAGCAAUAAUAUUCAAUUGAGCUUUGUUAUUUAGAAUAUGAAUUUGUAAUUUAUUGAAUCAUAUUAUAAGGAUAUUGACUAUUAUGUAUAAUUUUAUUUUUUAACGCAUUAUAUACUGCAACUCUUACUACCAUGUAUUUGAUAUUGCUUUCUUUAUAGGUAACCAAUUCUUAUUUUAUUAAGUUUUUAGUUCCACAAACUAUCGAAACAUAUAAAAUGUUUUCAGCUCAUUAUUAUUUCACUAUACAGUUUAGCAUGGUUUCUAGUUCUAUAUUAAUCAAUCAAAUGUAAAUUUGUGUAUCAUUUCCUUUGCUUCUUGUGAAAGAAAACUUUUUAGUUCAACAUUUUAUCAAAAACACUAUGUUUUCAGCUUAUUAUUUCACAUUGUAUGCUGUUUAGUAUGGUUUCUAGUUCCAUAUUAUUUUUUGCUUCGUGUGAAAUCAAUCAAUAUAGAUUGCAAUCAGUAUACUCAAGAAAUAUAAUCAACGUCAUUCUUUAAAUAGUAUUAAUGAUCAUCUUCCCUUGAAAUGUGUUUAUGUAUAAUAAAAAUCACAUAUGUAAAUGAUGAGAAAUCUUUAUAAUUAUAUACCAUUUUUACAAACAA
Molecule: messenger RNA, 5623 nt
Organism: Nilaparvata lugens (brown planthopper)
Lineage: Eukaryota; Metazoa; Arthropoda; Insecta; Hemiptera; Delphacidae
Gene: Rab35
Product: ras-related protein Rab-35
Exons: 5
Coding region: 186-779 (197 amino acids)
Biological process (GO): endocytic recycling
Cellular component (GO): plasma membrane; endosome membrane
Molecular function (GO): GTP binding; GTPase activity
Source: RefSeq, a predicted model, not a curated record